AUGGCCAACCAAUACCAAUUCACAGACCGGGCUACGGCUGCACUGGGGGAGGCACAAGACCUUGCACAGCAGUAUGCCCAUUCCCAAUUACUGCCCAUCCACCUGGCAGUCGCCCUCUUCGACCCGGCGCCAGACCAGUCGAAAGACCAACAGAAUAACCCAGCACACGCAUCACAUGCCGCGGGAUCAGCACCACUGUUCAAACAGGUAGUGGAGCGAGCACAUGGCGACACACAACUCCUCGACCGCGCAAUGAAGAAGGCCCUUGUACGGUUACCGAGUCAGGAUCCACCGCCGGAGCACGUCAGCGUCUCGCCUUCGUUCUCGAAGGUCUUGAGGAGUGCAAACGAUCUGUCCAAGACGCAGAAGGAUAGCUAUAUCGCGGUCGACCACCUGAUACAAUGCUUAGUUCAGGACACCACACUUCAGAGGUGUCUGGCGGAGUCGAAUGUGCCGAACACGAAGUUAAUUGACGAGGCUAUCACGCAGAUCAGAGGGAACAGGAGGGUGGAUAGCAAGACAGCGGACUCAGAGGAUGAGAAUGAGAAUUUGAAGAAGUUCACGAUUGAUAUGACAGCGAUGGCAAGGGAAGGCAAGAUUGAUCCGGUGAUUGGAAGAGAGGAGGAGAUCAGGAGGGUCAUUCGGAUUUUGUCGAGACGGACGAAGAACAACCCUGUCCUGAUUGGUGAGCCUGGUGUCGGCAAGACCACAGUCGUUGAAGGACUGGCCAGUCGAAUUGUCAACGCGGACGUGCCGUCUGGUCUGGCUGCCUGCAAGCUCCUAUCGCUGGACGUUGGUGGUCUUGUCGCAGGCUCGAAGUACCGAGGCGAGUUCGAAGAGCGCAUGAAGGGCGUCCUGAAAGAGAUCGAAGACAGCAAGGAGAUGAUCGUGCUCUUCGUCGACGAGAUUCACUUGCUUAUGGGCGCUGGCAGCUCUGGAGAAGGCGGCAUGGACGCUGCCAAUCUUCUCAAGCCCAUGCUUGCUCGUGGACAGCUGCACUGUAUUGGUGCAACGACACUGGCUGAGUACCGCAAGUAUAUUGAGAAGGACCAGGCUUUCGAGCGACGAUUCCAGCAAGUCUUGGUCAAGGAGCCUUCGAUCCCUGAAACAGUAUCGAUCCUCCGUGGUCUGAAGGAGAAGUACGAGGUACAUCAUGGUGUCACGAUUAUGGAUGGUGCCAUCGUGUCUGCCGCUACUCUCGCAGCACGGUACCUCACACAACGAAGACUUCCUGACUCAGCUGUAGAUCUGAUUGAUGAGGCUGCGGCAGCCGUCCGUGUGGAGCGCGAGUCACAGCCAGAAAUUCUCGACAACAUGGAACGCAAGCUACGGCAACUGGAGAUUGAGAUUCAUGCUCUUGACCGCGAGAAGGACGAGGCAUCCAAAGCAAGGCUUCGAGAGGCUCGCGCCGAGAAGGCCAACGUCGAGGAGGAACUCAAGCCUCUGCGCGAGAAGUACGAGACCGAGAAGGAGCGGACGAAGGAAAUUCAAGAGGCGAAGAUCAAGCUUGACCAGCUGAAAUUCAAACAGCAGGAAGCCGAGCGAACGAGAGACCUGCAGACUGCUUCGGACCUAAAGUACUAUGCGAUUCCGGAUGUCGAGCAUCGUAUUGACCAACUGGAGCAGCAGAAGAUGGCCGCUGAACAUGACGAGCGGAGAGGCAGUCUUGGUGAGACGCUUGUCACUGACGCCGUCGGACCAGACCAAAUCAACGAGAUCGUUGGCCGCUGGACUGGCAUCCCUGUCACGAGGCUCAAAACGACAGAGAAGGAUAAACUCCUCCAGAUGGAGAAGGUCCUCGGGGCGCAAGUCGUCGGCCAGAAAGAAGCUGUCACCUCUGUCGCCAACGCCAUCCGCCUCCAACGCUCCGGCCUAGCCAACCCAGGCCAGCCCCCAUCCUUCCUCUUCUGCGGUCCCUCCGGUACCGGCAAGACGCUCCUCACCAAAGCUCUAGCUGAAUUCCUCUUUGACGACCCCAAAGCCAUGAUCCGCUUCGACAUGUCCGAGUACCAAGAACGCCACUCCCUCUCCCGCAUGAUCGGCGCACCACCCGGCUACGUCGGCCACGACGCCGGCGGGCAGCUGACUGAAGCUCUCCGCCGCCGACCUUUCAGUAUCCUCCUCUUCGACGAAGUCGAGAAGGCCGCAAAGGAAGUCCUAACAGUCAUGCUCCAGCUCAUGGACGACGGCCGCAUCACCGACGGCCAAGGCCGCGUGGUCGACGCGAAGAACUGCAUCGUCGUCAUGACCUCGAACUUGGGAGCGGAAUACCUUUCCCGCCCCAACGCUCCGGACGGCCGUAUUGAUCCGACGACGAAGGAAUUGGUGAUGACGGCGCUGCGGAACUACUUCCUCCCCGAGUUCCUGAACCGUAUCAGCAGCAUCGUUAUCUUCAACCGCCUCACCAAGCGCGAGAUCCGCUCCAUCGUCGACGUGCGCUUGGACGAGAUCCAGAAGCGCUUGAUCAGCAAUGGUCGCAACGUCAAGAUCCAGCUCUCAGGCGACGUGAAAGAUUAUCUCGGCUCCGCCGGCUACUCGCCCGCUUACGGUGCUCGGCCCUUGGCGAGACUGAUCGAGAAGGAAGUGCUGAAUCGACUUGCGGUGUUGAUUUUGAGAGGCAGUGUGAGAGAGGGAGAAGCGGCGAGAGUGGUGCUGGAGGAUGGACAUGUGGUGGUGUUGCCGAAUCAUGGGGAGAGCGAGGGGGAGGAGGAGGAUAGUGAGAUGUGGGAUGAUGAUGAGGAGGCGGCGGUGGAGGAGUUGGCUGGGGAGGGCGGGGAUAUGGAUCUUUAUGAGUGA
Saxophila tyrrhenica is the source of this 2796-nucleotide messenger RNA. RefSeq names its product Heat shock protein hsp98 (gene HSP98). Gene Ontology annotation, molecular function: ATP binding; ATP hydrolysis activity. Gene Ontology annotation, cellular component: cytoplasm. Bases 1 to 2796 code for a protein of 931 amino acids. Gene Ontology annotation, biological process: cellular response to heat. The record is from RefSeq and is a predicted model, not a curated record. Lineage: Eukaryota; Fungi; Ascomycota; Dothideomycetes; Mycosphaerellales; Extremaceae. The transcript has a single exon.